Messenger RNA from Macadamia integrifolia, 6362 nucleotides. Its product is annotated as putative lysine-specific demethylase JMJ16. Gene Ontology annotation, biological process: chromatin remodeling. Gene Ontology annotation, cellular component: nucleus. The record is from RefSeq and is a predicted model, not a curated record. Gene Ontology annotation, molecular function: histone H3K4me/H3K4me2/H3K4me3 demethylase activity. NCBI's taxonomy places the organism in Eukaryota, Viridiplantae, Streptophyta, Magnoliopsida, Proteales, Proteaceae. Bases 2133 to 6068 code for a protein of 1311 amino acids. The transcript is spliced from 14 exons.
ACUCGUGUUAUUAGGUUAGGGUACACAUAUCAUCUUACCCUAGAAUGUGACAUGAAAUUUUCUGUGAUCCUUUUUGCCCUUUAUUCAAUUUCCACGGCAGAUCAUGGGUCGGUCGUCCAUGAUCAAUUCAGUGUACUACUUAGCUUAGGUUAGGGUUCUUCAAAGUUAACUUUCUGUGAUUGUUUUUUUAUUUUUAUUUUCUUGUCUUGUUUAAAUCUUUCCCUUUUUGGAUAAAAUGACUAAUUUGUUCCCCAGAUUUAUGCUUCCUCAUUUCCUUGUUUCAAUUUGUUUCUGAGUUUUAAUUUUCCCACUUCAAAUUUAGGGUUCUUGUUGCUUUUGCUGAUGAAAUUUUCGAGUUUAUAGUCCAAUUAUAGGAAGGGGGAGGGUGUGUCUUUUUUCCACUCCUGGGUCUGAGGGGAAUUAUUAAAAUUAGUUUUCCUUUUCCUGUUAGAUGAGCGGUUUUGGUGACUUCCACCUGUGGAUAUCUGCUAUAGCGUUAGAUCGGCUCUGUUCCUGAAUUUCUAAAUUUUUUUAAUCCUUUUUUCUGUUCUUCCCAGAUUUAGUUUCUUCUGGGUUUAGGUUGCAACUUGUUUUUGGGACAUGUUAGGUAUAAAUUUGAGCUGCUGGUCAGAGCGAGGAAUUCAAUCUAGAUUGUGAAGGACUUUAUAGUACUGAUCAAAUCAAAAUCUGAAAAGUAUGCAAUGUUGAAUCUGAUGUGUUGGGAAGAACUUGAUGCAGAUUUAUACAUGCUGGCUGAUUUGCAGUUCAGAAUCUCUAGUAGCUUGUGUUGUCCAGAUGGUAUUGGUAUAGAAAACGAAAUAUGGAAAGAAGUACUUAACCUAAUAUAUUAUUGUAAUUUAAUAAUUAUGGGGAUGGAUGAUUCUGCAGCCAUGAUUUAUCAAUUUGUGGGACUCUUCAGAAAUCAUUGGUCUAUCUUAGUCUUACUCUUUGAGGAAGCUAUUAACAGGAUUGAAGGUUUUGUUGGGUCUAAGAUAUAUAUAUAUAUAUAUAUAUCUUUAGAACUUUAAGCUUCAAAAUUUUGAUUUUAGGUUUUGUGUUAAUAAGUCUGUCAUUUAAGAUAUGAAUAGCAUAUGCAAUGAAAUAGUAUGAGUUGACAUCUUCAAUUAUGUAUGUUGCAGUGAAUUUAUCGUUUGAUAUCUGAGGACUGAGGGUAAUGUUGGCUAUAAAAUGGAAUGUUCAUUGUAUGCUGUUCCAUACUAUAAUGCAGGUGAAACUUUUAUUUCAUUUCUCUGUGCGGGGAGAUGUUUUAAGUUGCCAAUCAAGCCAGUCAAGUCUUUUGAGUCUUCUUAUUAUACCUAAGGACUCUGAAUCUAUCUUUUCAAGAAUGCUGUUAAUGAAUUGAACUGAUGAACAUGGGUGGUUAGACUUCUACACAUAGUGGAUUGCUAAAGCGACUAAAUCAAUUUCAUCAAUUAAGUGAAUUUGUGUGGAAUUGAAUAGGUGCUUGGAUUCAAUAACCAUACUAUGAAAUAUGAAUCACGAACUAUGUGAUGUGAAGCAACUACAAGCCUGACUAAUGAACAUACUGGUCAGUGAUGAAGGAACAAAAAGAGUUGAGGCCAUUUGCAUUCUAGCGUAAUGUACUAAAGAAACAAAAAAAUCUCUAAUCCUCAAAACAAGAUGAAACCAUCUGAAAUUUAUAUCUGAGCUGACCUUUAUGUGGUCUAUCUUAGAAUUCCAGAUCCAGAAGUUGUUUUGAAUGCUGGAUUAUUUUGCAUUGUAUAUUGCCUUAAUUAAUUUUAUUGAUAUAUCUUCUGAGGCGAAAACUAUUCAAGCAUCUCCGUUCUUACUGUAUGAACGGACUUUGGCUGAUGGAUUUAGCUGUUUGAUCUGUUUGCCUCACUUGCACAUUCAAGUUCCUAAGAAAGACUGCAGAAUCAAGAACCGGCUCUAAAUUAUGACGUGUGCAGAUAGAAAGGAUGAAUUGAGGAGAAAGAUUAGGAGCAGAUCAUUCUUGUCAUUGGCCAUUCAUUUGGGAUAUUUUGGAUAGGAGCAUUUUCCCUAGUAGACUCAACUUACAGUUGCGUCUCCUGAGAUGACUUUUGAGGCAGUCUGAGGUUGAUGGGGCAAUAUCGCAUACUCCACUCUUUAUGUUUCCCUGAUAAGUAUUAAUGGGGACAGAAUGUGUAAGUGCUAAAAUUAGAGAAGAAAGCAUUGAGUUGUCUGUUCCACCUGGUUUUUCGUCCCUUACAUCGUUCACCUUAAAGAGGGUAGAAGAUAGUGAAGUCAUGAUGAGUUGCGUGGCCUCUUCCAUUGCGUCCGAGCCACAGCUGGCUCAGAUGGACACCAAGAGUGACAUUACUGAUGAUUUGAAGAUUACAAGGACCCUUAGGCAUAGGCCAUGGAUAAAAUACAAUCAAUUUGAUGACAGCUCAGAGGAGUCUGACUCUGAACAGAAUCAUCGUUCAAGGCCUGUCCUUCCUAAAGGUGUUAUUCGUGGAUGUUUAGAUUGUAGUAACUGCCAAAAGGUUAUAGCAAGAUGGCAUCCUGAAGAUGCAUGCAGGCCUGUUCUUGAGGAGGCACCUGUAUUUUACCCAACCGAAGAGGAAUUCAAAGAUACGCUAAAGUAUAUUGCAAGUAUACAUCCAAGAGCAGAGCCAUAUGGAAUUUGCCGCAUUGUUCCUCCUCCUUCCUGGAGACCUCCUUGCCCUCUGAAGGAAAAGAAUAAAUGGGAAGGUUCUAAUUUUGUUACCCGUAUCCAGCGGGUUGACAAGCUUCAAAAUCGGGCUUCAGCAAAAAAGAUGUCUAGAAUUUCUGGUAAUAUGAAGAGAAAAAGGAGAAAAUGCACGAAAAUGGGGGUGGAUUUUGGGAUUGUUAACGGAGGUAGCACGAGUCCUGAAAAAUCUGGUUGCUACGAGGCUGAGAGAUUUGGUUUUGAACCUGGUCCCGAGUUCACUCUUGAAACUUUUCAGAAAUAUGCAGAUGAUUUCAAGGGGCAGUAUUUUCGGGAGCAUGACAUAAUUACAAAUUCAGGGGACAAUCAGCACAUGCUUCACAAGUGGAAGGAACCAUCUGUUGAAAAUAUUGAGGGUGAAUAUUGGCGGCUGGUUGAGAAGCCAACUGAAGAGAUUGAGGUUUUAUAUGGGGCUGAUCUGGAAACUGGAGUAUUUGGCAGUGGGUUCCCAAAGGUGUCCCUUGAUUGUGAGGACCAAUAUUCAAGAUCAGGCUGGAACUUGAACAAUUUCCCUCGGCUCCCGGGGUCUGUUCUCUCUUUUGAAAGCGCUGAUAUUUCAGGUGUUCUUGUUCCAUGGUUGUACAUAGGGAUGUGCUUUUCAUCAUUUUGUUGGCACGUUGAGGACCACCACUUGUACUCACUAAAUUACAUGCAUUGGGGUGCUCCAAAAAUGUGGUAUGGUGUGCCAGGAAGAGAUGCUCUCAAAUUGGAGGCUGCUAUGAAGAGGCAUUUGCCUGAGUUGUUCAAAGAGCAGCCCGACUUGCUCCAUAAGCUGGUCACGCAACUGUCACCUUCCAUAUUAAAGUCUGAGGGGUUAUCUGUGUACAGGUGUGUUCAGCAAUCUGGGGAGUUUGUUCUCACCUUCCCUCGAGCAUAUCACUCAGGAUUUAAUUGUGGUUUUAACUGUGCUGAGGCUGUAAAUGUUGCCCCUGUUGACUGGUUGCCUCAUGGGCAAAAUUCCACAGAACUAUACCGUGAGCAGGGGCGAAAGACAUCUAUUUCCCAUGAUAAGCUGUUGCUUGGGGCAGCCAAGGAAGCAGUUAGAGCACAGUGGGAACUUUCAUUAUUGAGGAUGAACACAUUGGAUAACUUGAGAUGGAAAGAUGUCUGUGGAAAAGAUGGGAUUUUAGCAAAGGCGCUGAAGAAACGUGUUGAGAUGGAACACACAAGGAGGGAAUAUCUUUGCACGUCUUCACAGUCAAGGAAGAUGGAUGUCAGUUUUGAUGCAACAAGUGAGAGGGAAUGCAUCAUAUGUUUUUAUGAUCUGCACCUGUCUGCAGCAGGUUGUCAUUGUUCCCCUGACAGAUAUGCAUGCUUGAAUCAUGCAAAGCAGCUUUGCUCUUGUGCUUGGAGUGACAAAUUUUUCCUAUUCCGUUAUGAAAUUAGUGAAUUAAAUGUUCUAGUUGAAGCUUUAGAAGGGAAAUUAAGUGCAAUUCAUAGAUGGGCAAAACUAUAUCUUGGACUGUCUUUAAGCUCCUUCAUCCUCAAAGAUAAAUCGCAGGCGCAGGGGCCUAUCCAUAAACUAUCCCAUUCCUCAGCAGAAACAAAACAAGGAGAGCACAGAUUGCAAGAUGCAGUAAAUUUUGCCAACAUUGGUUCGAGUCCCACUUCUAGAUCAUAUCCAGAAACUAAGGUACCUGCACUCCAAGUGAUACCCAUAAAAGAACCUAAGGAACAAAGUGCAGCUAUUGCAGUGAGAAAACCUGGUAACCUCUCAAAUUUUUGUGCACUGCAGAAAAAGGAGUCUGAAGCUCUGUUGGCUUCUGAGAAUGUGUACUCAAGUGCACCAGGUCAGGAAAAAGGAACAGUAGAUCGAAGCUUUUGUUUGAGGGAAGCAGGAGGCCUAGUUUCAGGUUCUAAUUUAGGCACUCCUCUUUGUCAGCUAUCGCAAGAAGACACGUCAUAUGAUGAGUCACCAGAUGGUUCUAGUGGAUGUGACACUCCAGCCAACUAUACCUUCGUUCCCUUUGGUAAUCCUUUGACCAACUUGGCUACAUUGUCCUGUGAAGUGAAAAAUGCGGAUACAAUGGCAGAUAGCGGUGUUAUACUUCUUGGUGAUGGUGAAGCUGAAGAGCCGCAUGGGUCAUUCUCAAGUAAAGCCAUUGGCGUAAAGGACCUUGAAGUUUCUAGAAAAAUAAAUAAUUGCACUGAUAAGGUGAGUCCAUGUAUCUACAAGAAUGAUCAAGUGCUGGAUACACCCGAGACCACUGCAUCAGUGUUACCAACUAUGUGUAAGGAUAAUCAAAUCUCUGGCCCAGUGACAUUCAAUGCUGCAGAUCUUGGGAAAAGAAAAACAUGCCAAGAGUACAGCUUUAGGAUAUUGAAUGAUACACUGCAGAGAACCCUACCGCAGAACCUUAAUUUCAAUAAAAGUGGUUCUGCCAGGGCAGUUCCUGGUAAAAACAUCCAGGAUUUUGUCUUUCCUAGGGGAACUGGAAACUUCAAUGAAGCAAAAUCUGGAAUCUCUCUUCAGCAAUCACAGCCAUACACCAAUGGAAAAUCAAACGAGGAUAGUGAUAAAAAGGUGGGAUUGCAUGUCAACCCAAUGUUAGUGGAUAGGCCUUUGCCUGUGAUUGCAACAUCUUCUGUCCCAAAUAAUCUGGACCGAUAUCUUCGUCACAAAGGGCCUCGCAUUGCAAAAGUGGUGCGAAGGAUCAACUGCAAUGUUGAACUUUUGGAAUUUGGGGUUGUGCUUUCUGGAGAGUUGUGGUGCAACAGCCGUGCCAUAUUCCCCCAAGGAUUCAAGAGCCGGGUUAUGUACAUUAGUGUUCUAGAUCCAACCAAAAUGUGUUUCUAUGUAUCAAAAAUCCUUGAUGCAGGACUCCUCAGGCCUCUUUUUAUGGUCACUGUGGAGCAGUGCCCAAGUGAGGUAUUCAUACAUCUCUCAGCUGCUAAAUGCUGGGAAUUGGUGAGAGAGAGAGUGAAUCAAGAGAUAAGGAGACAGCAUAACCUGGGACGAGUGGACCUCCCUCCUCUACAACCCCCUGGAAGUCUUGAUGGCCUGGAAAUGUUUGGGUUUUUGUCUCCGGCAAUCACACAGGGUAUAGAGGCAAUUGACUGGAACCGGGUCUGUAUGGAAUACUGGAAAUUCAGGUCCCAGACCCCAAAUUCAGUUGACUGUCAACCUGGAAAUAUUGUUGCAGAUCCCAACCUGAAUACCAAGGAGGACCCCACCAGUCAAGAAGCCAUCAAUGGAAUUGAGAAUCAUCCUUCAACCGUUGGGACUGAGACAGUUCUCAGGGGCCUGUUUUUGAAGGCAAUCCCAGAUGAACUACAUUCACUGCACAAUAUACUAAGCACAAACCAACCAAAUGCUGAUAGAGAGUUCCUAGUUCGGCUCCUUGACGAAGAGAUUCAUAAGCGGCCAAGAUAAUUCUUUUUUUUUUUUUCUCCCCAGUCCUGCCCUGUUUUUUGGGUACAUUUUUGUAAAUGCUGUAUCAUUGUUCAGAUAUUUGUGGUUCUCAUAAUCCUCUCCCAUAUAUGUCCUAAUUCUCGUAUGGACAUUGGACAAUACACGCCCAAAUGGGGCUGAAAAAAUAAAGAGAGGAAGUGCUGUAUACCUUUUUUCUUUUUUUUUUUUAAUCAAUACACAAACAGAUAAAUGUAGCAAAUCUAAUUCUAAUUCUAGUUCUAAUUCUUUAGCAAUAAAUAUUUGCACUUGUUCUAA